Molecule: messenger RNA, 1384 nt
Organism: Scomber japonicus (chub mackerel)
Lineage: Eukaryota; Metazoa; Chordata; Actinopteri; Scombriformes; Scombridae
Product: YY1-associated factor 2-like
Exons: 4
Coding region: 86-631 (181 amino acids)
Biological process (GO): positive regulation of DNA-templated transcription
Cellular component (GO): nucleus
Molecular function (GO): DNA binding; transcription coregulator activity
Source: RefSeq, a predicted model, not a curated record
CGACAGCUGAGUAGCAGCUAAAUGCGUUUUUUUUCACCUGUAACGUUGGCCCUGUUCAACUCCACUGAGACGAAGUUACGUAAAAAUGGGAGACAAGAAGAGUCCCACGAGGCCAAAACGGCAGUCCAAGCCCUCCUCCGACGAUGGUUACUGGGACUGUAGCGUCUGCACAUUCAGAAACACCGCUGAGGCGUUUAAGUGCAUGAUGUGUGAUGUCAGGAAGGGGACGUCAACUCGAAAACCACGGCCUGUUUCUCAGCUGGUUGCACAGCAAGUAAAUCAGCAGUUCGCACCACCCACACACCUUAAAAAAGAGAAGAAAGAAAAAUCAGAAAAGGACAAGAGUGAGAAAGAACUGACGCUGAAGAAGAAAAGCCAUAAAAAGAUGAGGCCCAGGUUAAAAAACAUAGACAGAAGCAGUGCUCAACAUCUAGAGGUCACAGUUGGAGACUUGACAGUAAUAAUCACAGACUUUAAGGAGAAAGCUAAACCCACGUCCACUUCAGCAAGCGCCGCCUCAGCAGACCUACACAGUCAAAGUGGCUCAAGCUCUGACAACACUGAACGAGGAGUCUCCAGAUGCUCCUCACCUCGUGGGGAAGGCUCAUCAGUCAAUGGAGAGACUCACUAACCUUCACCCAUAGCAGCACAACCCAUUCCUCUGCACUCUCAACAGCCUCAACCAGAGAUUAACUUCAACAUGCACAUUUAAAAAAAAAAAAAAUUAAAAAUACUAUAAAUGCCAAUAUGAUAGCAUUCACUUCCAUUUUUGGGUUGUAUUUUUCACCACCUUCCCAUGACGACAAAGCAUUCAGGAGUCAAGAUGUAUGCUGAAUUCAAAGAACUGUUGCAGCAGAAUCUACCGUGAUGAACUGAAAAACAGAACAGUAGCAUUAAAUCCUGGAUGUCAGCGGAACUGUGCCAGACGUUGUGGUGGCUUGUGUUUUAGCACUUCAGUGUGACGUCACCAUCACACAGUUGAUAGUUCCUGUUAUGGACUACUGAAAGUAUUCAGAGUGAUGGCUGCAAAGAAUACGUGAUGCAUUAUGAAAGAAAUGUGAAAAUCAUCUCAGAAUUGUAGUUCAUUGUUGAAUUUUGUUAUCAUUAUUUGCACUUGAUGGUAUCCUUUUGUUCAUAAUAUUUUUUUUUAACGUUAUUUUCACUUUGCCAUUAUCAGCCAAUCAUAACACUGUUGGUUUCUGGCCUUAUCCAGCUCUCAUUUUUGCCAUUUGAUGCAAUAAAUGUUUUACUGUCUAACAUUUGAGUAAAAAAUAUUGAACAGUUAUUCUAAGUAUGCUUCUUCUUCACUUUGUAGAGUUGAGCAUGAUUUAAUCUAUAGGAUGGUUUAUAUUGUAAAAUAUUGUGAAAUAAAAAUAAGUUGUAG